CAUUGCUAAGGUCAGGCCACAAGGUCAACAUGACUUGUACAGCCUCAUUGACCAUCUCCUACACCCAGCCACUCUCAGGGAUACACUCAGGCAAUAUCCUACACCCAGCCACUCUCAGGGAUACACUCAGGCAAUAUCCUACACCCAGCCACUCUCAGGGAUACACUCAGGCAAUAUCCUACACCCAGCCACUCUCAGGGAUACACUCAGGCAAUAUCCUACACCCAGCCACUCUCAGGGAUACACUCAGGCAAUAUCCUACACCCAGCCACUCUCAGGGAUACACUCAGGCAAUAUCCUACACCCAGCCACUCUCAGGGAUACACUCAGGCAAUAUCCUACACCCAGCCACUCUCAGGGAUACACUCAGGCAAUAUCCUACACCCAGCCACUCUCAGGGAUACACUCAGGCAAUAUCCUACACCCAGCCACUCUCAGGGAUACACUCAGGCAAUAUCCUACACCCAGCCACUCUCAGGGAUACACUCAGGCAAUAUCCUACACCCAGCCACUCUCAGGGAUACACUCAGGCAAUAUCCUACACCCAGCCACUCUCAGGGAUACACUCAGGCAAUAUCCUACACCCAGCCACUCUCAGGGAUACACUCAGGCAAUAUCCUACACCCAGCCACUCUCAGGGAUACACUCAGGCAAUAUCCUACACCCAGCCACUCUCAGGGAUACACUCAGGCAAUAUCCUACACCCAGCCACUCUCAGGGAUACACUCAGGCAAUAUCCUACACCCAGCCACUCUCAGGGAUACACUCAGGCAAUAUCCUACACCCAGCCACUCUCAGGGAUACACUCAGGCAAUAUCCUACACCCAGCCACUCUCAGGGAUACACUCAGGCAAUAUCCUACACCCAGCCACUCUCAGGGAUACACUCAGGCAAUAUCCUACACCCAGCCACUCUCAGGGAUACACUCAGGCAAUAUCCUCAGUUUGCUGCCAGAGUGUAGGGUGUUUCUGCAAUAAGGUGUGCAAUGUGUGUAUUUAUUUAUUGAAGUUCUUGUAUUCUUGUUAUGUAUACUGUCCAGUGUUAGAUUUUUGAUACUUUAACCUUAAGUCUUUGCCAAGAGGAGGGGGGGGGGGCAGGAUGGCAAGGCCCAUCCUCCUCCUUUGUUGUAAUUGUUUAUUAAUUCAACAAUAAAUGUAU
Portunus trituberculatus (swimming crab) is the source of this 1158-nucleotide messenger RNA. RefSeq lists its product as uncharacterized. The record is from RefSeq and is a predicted model, not a curated record. The transcript is spliced from 3 exons. NCBI's taxonomy places the organism in Eukaryota, Metazoa, Arthropoda, Malacostraca, Decapoda, Portunidae. Bases 30 to 977 code for a protein of 315 amino acids.